AUGACCGAUUUCGUCAGCAAACAGUUGAUCAGGGCAAUCCAAGCAUCCCUUCAAAAUCACGGUAACCAGCUUCAGGAGAUCAACCAAAAAAUAUGGUCAAAUCCAGAGCUUGCUUACAAUGAAUUCAGCGCGCAUGACAAUAUUUGCGCGCUUUUCGAUAGUCUAUCUAAACAGACACUUUCACCAAACUAUGGGGUUCGUCGAAAAACGUAUGGCCUCGAUACAUCUUUUGAAAUAGAGUAUAAACAUGGAAAUGGCGGGCGAGUGAUAGUCUUUAAUGCGGAGUACGACGCUUUACCUGGAGUCGGCCAUGCCUGUGGUCACAACCUGAUCGCGACAAGCUCCAUCGCUGCCUUUAUUGCUACUGUAGAGGCGAUGCAGAAAAGCUUUUCGGACCUACCGGGGUAUACGGUCAGACUACUCGGCACACCAGCAGAAGAAGGUGGUGGCGGUAAAUUGAAGCUCAUCGAUGCCGGAGCAUACAACGCAGUUGAUGCUUGUCUCAUGGUCCACCCUGUCACACUAGGUCACAACGAUGCUUCCGUUCAGGGUCUACAGACAGCAGGACCGGAAGGCUUUCUAGCUAACAACAAGGUCAGAGUGAAAUUCAGUGGAACGACUGCGCACGCGGCCGGCACCCCGUGGGAGGGAGUCAAUGCCCUUGAUGCUGUGGUGUCCUCCUAUGUGAAUGUCUCAAUGUUGCGACAGCAAAUUCUUCCCACACAACGGGUCCACGGAAUUAUCUCAAAUGGUGGCCAUCGUCCAAACGUGAUCCCGAAUGAAGCAGUGCUAGAGUACUAUAUUCGGUCGCCAGAUACGAAAACGUUGAAGCCAUUGACUGAUCGAGUGAUUAACUGCUUUGAAGGAGCUGCGAAGGCAACUGGGUGUAAGGUCGAUUAUGAAUGGAUCAACAAUUACAUGGAGUUGAAAAAUAAUCAGCCUAUUUGCGAAACUUAUGCGGCAACUUUGAAUGCCAUUGGUCAAGAGUGUGCGCUUGACGAUCGUGGAGUAAAGGGGUCUCUUGAUGGCGCUUCGACCGACAUGGGAAAUGUCAUGCACGUUGUACCCGGGCUCCAUGCCCUAUUCCCAAUUCCAACCGAAGGCGGGGCCGGAAACCAUACGCAUGGCUUUACCUCUGGUGCAGGGUCUACAGAGGGUCACAAACGAAGUCUUGUAUGUGCCACUGGAAUGGCUGCAGUGGCAUGCCGAAUUUUGGCUGACUCUGAAUUCGCAAAAUCUGUACGAGUCGAUUUUGAGAAAGCCCGAUGA
Talaromyces proteolyticus is the source of this 1269-nucleotide messenger RNA. Its product is annotated as putative amidohydrolase. The coding region runs from base 1 to 1269 and encodes 422 amino acids. Gene Ontology annotation, molecular function: dipeptidase activity. Lineage: Eukaryota; Fungi; Ascomycota; Eurotiomycetes; Eurotiales; Trichocomaceae. The record is from RefSeq and is a predicted model, not a curated record. The transcript is spliced from 4 exons.